AUGCGCACUGCCUUCUUCGAUGAUGAGGUCAUCCAGUCUGCGUACCGCUAUGAGCACGCUUUCCGCAAGUUCUAUCAGCACUAUGCAACAAGAGAGCGAAGCGCAUCUGGCGGGGUAACGCUGACCCUGGAGGAGAGAGCCGAGCGAGCCAUCAGCGCGAGAUCCAUCUUUCGCCUGGCACGGGCAACGCGGCUGAUUCCCGAUUGUUUGGUACCAGGUGAGUUUCAAGAUGUUGUGAAUGGCCUUCGAUUCCACAGUGCUGCGCGUGCCGCGGAAAACCGUUUCUUCCAGGAAGGGCGGAUGCUGCAGCGCGAGGAGGAUCCGAAGUGGCACCAGCCAGCCGAGGGAAUGCUUUCUGGCGAGCCACGCUUCUUCUUCCCAGAGAUGCUGGAGAUCUUUGUAGCUGCUGCCUUCCACGCGCCUCCACGGCUGUACAAUGAGCCCGUGCAGGACCGUGUCGAGCGCCUCGACGAGAUCUUUGGCGAUCUCCUGCAACUUCCACGGGACGAUGACGCACGAGCCUUCAAGGCUGAUUUGUACUUGAAGGCCACCCUGGGAGUCGAGGAUACGCAAGAGCUAACAGAAGACGACAUGGAGCUCGCCCCGCAGAGCUUGGAUGAGGUGCUCCACGCGAUCGAUGCGGAGCUGCCCGUGCUGGUGGCAAAAAAGGAUCCUCACAUCCCGAAGCCACCUCCGAACGUGGUCGACAAGCUUCCGCUCCAGCCGAUGACCGCGGAUGAGAGAAUAGACGACAUGCAGAGGAAAAAUCCUGGGGGCAAAGCUGUAGCAGGCGGCAAGAAGAAGAAGGGGAAAAAGGCAAAGGCCCCAAAGCAGCCUAAGAUGAGGGAGGCCUUCUAUGGCAAGAUCCCGGUCAAGUGGAACCAGAUCCAAUGGCUCGGGAAGCGACCUGAACGACCGCUGCCAGUCAUUCCUCCAAUGUGGCAGACGGACAGCAAAGCAGUCAUGCUUCAGAAUCUGGAUGACCACAUAAAUCAGCAGCGCGAUGAGUCAAGAGCUGUGAAUACACCAUCUACUGGCUGGGUGCUUCGCCUGCAGCUCAUUGAUGAGCCGCUGCGCGCACCGGUGUGCUCCAGGAGUGAGGAGGUCACCACACUGAUGGAGGCGGCGCUCACGUCCAGAAGGCUUCGCCAGUACGAUGUCGCCAUGGCACUUCUCAUCCGGGCGCGGAAGCUUUGGGCCCAGGUGGAGGCACGCCAGCCUCGAAGUGCGGAGUGGGAAGACGUUCAAGCCUUGGUGCCCACGCCUUCACCAUGGAGCUCAAGUGCUGACAGCACGACCCCAACCCUCUACAGGGGCUUUCUGGACCCACGGGACCCCCGCGCCUCAGCCACGCCGGCAACUGCUGGUGGAGCAUUUUCCCGAGAAGACGAGGAGGAUUUGGAUCGCACAAUUUUUCCGGAUGAUUUGUCCCGUACGCAGUCCAAACCGCUGGCCAUUGGCCGCAGCCGCACAGAGGCGCUGCCGUCGCGAGAGGACCUAAGUGCUGGGCUCAGCGAGAACGUGGAGGGAGAGAUCUCAAGCAGCGCAUUAGGGCGAGGCAGAGUCAGAGACAGAGAAAACUCAAGACGAACUAGAGCAAGCCGACCUUGA
Messenger RNA from Symbiodinium pilosum, 1611 nucleotides. The record is from the annotation of a GenBank genome assembly. Lineage: Eukaryota; Dinophyceae; Suessiales; Symbiodiniaceae.